AUGGCGUUCCUCAAGAAGCGUGCGGCGCUCGAGGAGGAGUAUGGCCACGGCAUAAAAAAGCUCACGCGGGCAUCGCUGUCCGAGUACUCGAGCAACGAGAACCGCGCAGGCACCUACGGGACCAGCUGGACCAACAUGCUCAAAAACCAGGACGCCGUGAGCGAGAACCAUUUCCGCUUCGCGACCAAGCUCACGGCGAUCAGUGACGAUAUUGCCAUGCUGGUGCGGGACGCGGAGCAGGCGCGCCGCCAGCACCGCGACCAGGGCUUCCGGUACGAGAAGGCGCUGCUCGAUGCGGAAGCAAAUGUCGACAAGGCGCGCGCGCGCUUUGACACGGCUGCCGAGGAGCUCGAGCGGGUCAUGCUCGUGAAGCAGGGCGACGCGGCGCGCGCCGCGGACAUGACGCUGGGCACGUUGGGCAACAAGCGCACGCUGCCUAUGCCGUUUGCCAAGGGCAGCCUGUUCAAGAACAAGAACCCCCAGCAAAUCUUGCGGCACGAGGAAGAGUUCCGCCUGAAGAAGAACAAUGCACACGAGACGCUGCGCGGCGAGUCGCAGUCGACCGAGAGUGUGCGGCAGGAAUAUUUCCAGCAGCAGCUGCCUCAGAUUCUGCGGGCGUUCAAGGAAUCCCUCGAUGAAAUUGAUACCGGCCUGCAGUUCCAGCUCAUGCGGUAUGCAUUCCUGUACGAGAGCAUCGUGCUGAGCGACGGCCUCCUGGUGAACCCGCUCGGGAGCAAGUCGAGCUUGCCGGGGCUGCGCGACGGCGUGGCGUCGAUCAAUAAUGCCGCGGACUUUAAGGACUUUAUGCAAAACUACGAACUUGCGCGUCGGGGCAAGGACAUACGCGGGCCGCACCGCCACAACCCUUACGACGAGGCGACACUCGGGCAGAUUAUGCACCAGAGCACAUUGGCCGGGCGGCCUGCCGACGAUCCUGCGCAUUCGAGGGCCGUGUUCGGUGUGGAUUUGGAGACACAGCUCCUGCGCGAUGGCGUCGAGGUCCCGCCGGUACUGGAGAUUUGUGCAGAUGCCAUUGAGCGCGUCGGGAUCCAGAACAUGGGCAUCUAUCGCCUGUCGGGUACCACGUCGCGCGUGCAGAAGCUCAAGGCCAAGUUCGACCACGACUGGUCGACGGUGGAUCUCCUGAGUGACGAGGCAAUCCAGGAUAUCAACAUUGUAGCGGGCUGUCUCAAGCUGUGGUUCCGCGAGCUGCCCGAGCCGCUGCUCACGUACCAGCUAUACCCGGCCUUUAUCGAGGCCUCGAAGAUUGAAAACGAAUACCUGCGGCAGGUCCGCCUGCACGAGCAAGUGAAUGAGCUGCCGGACGCCAACUACGCGACACUGCGCUUCCUCAUGGCGCAUCUUGACCGGAUCCGCGCCCACGAGUCGGAGAACCAGAUGACUGCACACAACCUUGCGAUUGUGUUUGGCCCGACGCUCCUGCGCUCGCCCAACGAGGCGCAAGUGGCCGGGGCGAGUGGCGGCAACCCGGCAUACCUGCAGGAAAUGACCUACCAGUGCGUCGCCAUCGAGACGAUCCUCGACAAGUACCGCGAUAUCUUUGUCGAGGCCGACGAGGAGUAG
Malassezia sympodialis ATCC 42132 is the source of this 1584-nucleotide messenger RNA. RefSeq lists its product as uncharacterized. Gene Ontology annotation, biological process: signal transduction; regulation of GTPase activity. NCBI's taxonomy places the organism in Eukaryota, Fungi, Basidiomycota, Malasseziomycetes, Malasseziales, Malasseziaceae. The record is from RefSeq and is a predicted model, not a curated record. Gene Ontology annotation, cellular component: cytoplasm.